ACUUGAGGGGUGAAAACUGUAAUUUUCCCAUUUUUUACGGAGGUCAUCACUCGUCCCCUACAAACUCCUCCGGCGAUCUGCAAAACAAUCACACAACAGAAAAAGCUCUCAGCUACGUUUUAUUCUUCAUCACAUAUUCAUUGAUCUUAAUCCUCAACAGUUAGUUAACCCUAACCCACUCAAUUGUGUCCACCGCUAUUCAAGAUCCGAUUUUUCCCCAAAAUCCCCAAAAGAUAACCCAUGUCGAAUCCACACCCGUACCCGACCCUGAAAGCGGUGACCCUGACCCACGUUCGGUACCAAAGGGGAGAUCAGCUGGGCCAUUUCCUGGCAUGGGUUUCUCUGGUCCCAAUCUUCAUCAGCCUCGGCGGCUUCUUCUCCCACUUCAUCUUCCGCCGCGAGCUACAGGGCAUGUUCUUCGCGAUCGGGCUUCUGAUCUCGCAGUUCAUCAACGAAGUAAUCAAGACAUCCGUCCAGCAGGCCCGGCCCGAAACGUGCGCCAUGCUGGAGAUGUGCGAUUCUCACGGCUGGCCCUCCAGCCACUCUCAGUACAUGUUCUUCUUCGCCGUCUACCUAACGCUGCUGACCUAUCACAGAAUUGGGGCUUUGUUCCGGAAACAGAUGUGGAUUGUGGGCUUUGUGGUGUGGCCCAUGGCGAUUUUGACUAUGUAUUCGAGGGUUUAUUUGGGGUACCAUUCGGUGGUGCAGGUGUUUGCUGGGGCGGCUCUGGGGGCGGUGUUGGGCGGUGGGUGGUUUUGGGUGGUGAACAAUUUGAUGUGGUGUCGUUUUAGGGCGAUUGAGGAGAGUGCUUUUGGGAGGUUUUUCUACGUUAAGGAUACUUCCCAUAUCCCGAACGUGUUGAAAUUCGAGUACGAGAAUGCAAGGGCUGCGAGGAAACACGUUUCUUACAGGCGGGCCGAUUGAUGGAUUCACUAUUCGGAGGACCAGUAAAACGGAAACACUCUUAGGAAGAAGUAUAGCAGCUUUAUGGUUAGAAUGUCGUCAUAGCAGUUAGUUUAAGCAGCGGUGGAGGCGACAUUGUUACUCUGUUUCGACUUUUGAGACACAGUUUACACACACUUACGGUUCCUAUAUAUGUUGGUUCUGUUAAAUGUAGACUAUUUUCAUGUUGAAUUAUAUGUAUUAGAAACAUAUUUGAAUUCCCAGGUGUUGUUCUCUGUUUAAACUUUAAAUUCAAUUACAUUUACUCGAUAUAUUCAAUG
Molecule: messenger RNA, 1223 nt
Organism: Erythranthe guttata (spotted monkey flower)
Lineage: Eukaryota; Viridiplantae; Streptophyta; Magnoliopsida; Lamiales; Phrymaceae
Gene: LPPGAMMA
Product: Phosphatidic acid phosphatase (PAP2) family protein
Biological process (GO): lipid biosynthetic process; protein N-linked glycosylation
Cellular component (GO): endoplasmic reticulum membrane; intracellular membrane-bounded organelle
Molecular function (GO): dolichyldiphosphatase activity
Source: RefSeq, a predicted model, not a curated record